This is a messenger RNA of Peronospora matthiolae, 273 nucleotides long. The record is from the annotation of a GenBank genome assembly. NCBI's taxonomy places the organism in Eukaryota, Oomycota, Peronosporomycetes, Peronosporales, Peronosporaceae.
AUGAUGGAACCGGCCAUGAACCUCUCUGAGGUCCAGAAGAUCACGCUUGAGAAUCUCAAGGCGUUGAUCGUGCACGAGCAAGUGGAUCUUAUCGUGUCUCAAGGCCCGGACGCGCUUCGUGCACGUCUCGAGACCUUCUCGAAUUUUGUGUCCACGUUGAUCGGACAGGUCCACGACCAUUUGGAAUCUGCCAUGCCCACUCGUUAUGUUUCACUACCGGUAACUAAGUUAAGGACUCACCCUCUGGUCUUAAGUGUCAAGACUUUUAACUAA